Lates calcarifer (barramundi perch) is the source of this 1793-nucleotide messenger RNA. RefSeq lists its product as uncharacterized. The coding region runs from base 145 to 1002 and encodes 285 amino acids. The transcript is spliced from 2 exons. The record is from RefSeq and is a predicted model, not a curated record. Lineage: Eukaryota; Metazoa; Chordata; Actinopteri; Centropomidae.
CCCUGCGACGAGAAAGAGAAAAAGAAAUGGCUGCAGUUGAUAAGGCGUGAGAACUACACCCCAAAUUGCCACUCGAGGGUUUGCAGUUGGCACUUCGCCGAUGGUAAAGCUGCCGGACCGACGCGAUUCGCAUGGAGCGAGGGAAUGACUUUACAGGUCAGGGACCGGAGGAAGAAGAAACCAAUGGUUCCCGUACGUGCUGAGGACGAGGGUGCAGAUAGCCAUGCUGCAGCUGCACAGACCCCCAGCACUUUAUCCUUCAGUCAGAUUUCCUCUGAUCCUGUUAAAGUCCAGUAUCUCACAGGACUACCUGACGCUGCCACUGUCCUGUUUUUGGAGGCGCUUCUUUCCAGAUUCGAGCUACGGUAUCACUAUGAUUGGACUGUACAGUGUGUCCCCCUGGUUGAUCAACUGCUCCUGACUUUAAUGAGACUCAAGCUUAACUACCGCCACACAGACCUUGGAAUAAAGUUUAACUGCAGCAAAGCCACCGUAGUGAACACCUUCACCACCAUCAUCCAAGCGCUGUACGACAUCUUGUACGUCGGCAUGCUGGAGAACAACAUCCCCUCCACAGCCAAGAACCAGACAUCACUACCAGACUGCUUCAAACCCUUCCCCAGCUGCAGGAUAGUGCUCAACUGCAUAAAGGUUUCAGUCUGUAACAGAGAGACACUCGCUGCACAGGGUCGUUUCGACAAUCAGAGCAAAAGAAGGACCACUCUGAAGGCUCUGGUCGGUGCCGCUCCCAAUGGAGUGAUCACCUUCAUCAGUGACCUGUACGGUGAAAGCGUCUCAGACAGGGAAAUAACAGCCGACUGUGGAAUUCUCCAGCACCUACGACCAGGUGACACGGUUAUGGCAGACGAGGGCUUCGCAAUUCUACCAGAGGGAGUUUCUCUGAACGUCUCGUCCUCCGUCGUCGGCGGACAGUUCACUCAGACAACAACAGACUCAUCUCACAGGCCAGGAGUCGUGUGCAGCGUUCCAUUCAGAGGCUGAAGUUGUUCUCCAUUUUGGACCACAUCCCAUUUCACUUCAAAAGACACAUGAACAAGAUACUGAAAGUGUGUGUGUGUCUCACAAAUUUACAAACACCUAUUCUCAGCGACAGUGGAUGAAUUCACUGAUCACCAGUGUGUGUGUGUUGUACAUAGUUUGUGUUGUGGAUAAAAAAAAAGUGAAAUCAGAUUAAAAAGUGUUAGUCUUUAUAUCCAGAAACAUGUGACUGAAGUACAAAAAAUGUCAUAAUGAAAUCAAAGAACAUCAGAACAGAUCGUGAAAAUCUCUGACAGAACAUUUAUAAAAUGUUUCCAGUGUCAGUGUUAAGAAGCCAUGUCAGGUCUUUGGAGUCCACACAUUCAGGUGACAGCUGUUGGCUCUGGUCCUGAUCUGAUGAGGCAGUUAACGAGUUUGUUUUAGUGUCAGGGAACCAGACACUUCAUCUAAGUCCAGAAAGAAGCUCCGACUCAGAGACCUGCGGGAGCAUCUCAGUUCUCACUCGUCAGAGAUCCACCGAGCAGGAACUGUCCAGUCUCCUCUGUGCUGCUGCUUCGCCCUCGGCUCAGGGAAGAGCUCCAGUCACGUCUUUAAGGAAAAAAAUCUGAAUCAUUAAAACUUUAAUACUAAUUAAUCUGUUCUGCUGCAGUAACAAAGUAAUCAUAUAACUCCUCAUCUUCAAAAUCUAAAAAAAUAUACCCUGUCAAUAACCGAUGAUUUACAUUUAAAGGCAACAGUUUACCAUUUACUAACUGUACUGAACUGUUAUUAUAAAUUGAUAACACUGACAUAAA